GAUAUGAGCCCAGAAUCACACCCCACCAGGACCACAUUUGGACUAGCCGACUAUGGGGUGUUUGCAGUAAUGCUCCUAGUCUCCAUGGCGAUUGGACUGUUCCAAGGCCUGCGAAGGGCGGGAGGGAAAGAAGAGCGAGCGGAGGAUUUUUUCACAGGGGGUCGUCAGAUGACCGCCUUGCCCGUCGGCCUCUCUCUCUCUGCCAGCUUCAUGUCGGCCGUUCAGGUACUGGGGGUCCCUGCUGAGGCUUAUCGCUAUGGGCUGAAGUUCCUGUACAUGUGUCUUGGGCAGAGCCUCAACACAUUGAUCACAGCAUACCUCUUCCUGCCUGUCUUCUAUCGGCUAGGCAUCACCAGCACCAACCAGUAUCUGAAGAUGAGAUUUAGCAGGAGCUUGCAGCUGCUUGCAACUAUCCAGUUUAUCACAGCCACGCUGCUGUACACAGGAAUUGUGAUCUACGCACCCGCCCUGAUCCUGAACCAAGUGACUGGACUGGAUAUCUGGGCUUCUCUGUUUUCAACAGGUCUCAUCUGUACCUUCUACACCACACUGGGUGGGAUGAAGGCAGUAAUCUGGACAGACGUUUUCCAGGUGGUCGUCAUGCUCACGGGCUUCCUGGCUAUUGUUAUCCGGGGGACCAUUUUGGUGGGUGGACCGGCCACAGUGCUGGAGAUCGCCAGCAACGGGUCCCGCAUCAACCUCGGAGAUUUUAGCUUUGACCUUCAGAGGCGCUAUACGUUCUGGACGUUUGUGUUCGGAGGCACGAUGGUCUGGCUGUCCAUGUACGGAGUAAACCAAUCACAGGUGCAACGUUACAUCGCCUGCAAGACUGAGAAAGAGGCACGGAGGGCUCUGCUUGUGAACCAGGUCGGGCUGUGUCUCAUUGUCAGCAGUGCUGUCACCUGCGGGAUUGUCAUGUUCGCUCUCUACAGGAAGUGUGAUCCUCUGAAGGCGGGGCUAAUCUCCGCUGCUGACCAGUACAUGCCCUUUCUGGUGCUGGAUAUCUUCGCAGACUACCCUGGUGUUCCUGGUCUUUUCCUAUCUUGUGCCUACAGUGGGACUCUCAGCACAGCCUCAACCAGCAUCAACGCCAUGGCAGCCGUUACCAUGGAGGAUAUUCUCAAACCCCGCCUCCACAACGUGUCACAGAAGAGGCUUGUGCUCAUCUCCAAAGGGCUGUCCCUGUUCUAUGGCAUAGCCUGCAUCACAGUCGCUGCACUUACUUCCCUGGUGGGCGGGGGGGUGCUGCAGGGUUCGUUCACAGUGAUGGGGAUAAUCGGAGGACCCCUGCUUGGUGCAUUCAUCCUGGGCAUGUUCAUCCCGGCCUCCAACACCCUUGGUGUGUUCGCCGCUAUAGUGGUCGGAUUCGGUAUUUCACUCUGGAUUGGGAUCGGGUCGAGUCUGUACCCUCCUGACCCACAGGUGAUGGGGGUUCUGCCCAGCUCAGCUGACCACUGCCCCCUGCUGGUGACGGGCAACACCACACUCAACGGCAGCCUGGUUGUGGAGACCUCACUGGCAGGAGAGAGGCCCUCCAUUGCGGAUAACUUCUACUCCAUGUCAUUCCUGUAUUAUGGAGCGCUAGGGACCACGGCAGCGCUACUGGUGGGAGUGGCUGUCAGCUAUAUCACAGGACCCACCCAGAGGAAAGCAAUCACACUGGGGCUCUUGUGGUGGGAUCUCCAUCUUGUGAAACCUUCACCGCCCCCUCUGGACAGAGGAUUCAGCUCCUCGUCUCCCUCUGAGCCUCAGACCCCUCCCCUCACCCCCUCACUGCCCACACGCUGGCUGAGAGGAACUCAGGACAGACCAGAGACAUCGCCAGAGGCGAAGACACAAAACGGACACACACCGUUGCUUCAGGAGAGCAAAGUCUAGAUUGAACUGGGAGCGUCCACAGAAGACGGGAUGAGGGAGAAGGAAUAAUAGGGAUCACAUGCAAAAGCUAUGCAUCUAUUUACAUCUAACAAGACGUUUGCAUUCACAGUUCCAGCAGUGUUCAGGGUUAAUGCCAAUAAAUGUGCCUUGCAUUAGAAAUUCAAGUAGAAAUAGAUGAGAAACUAAGGGUUUUACAAGAGCUGAACUAUCUGAGCUUGUAAAGGUGGUGGGUACUAAAGCAAGUUUGCAAAGUUUCUUUUCUCUUAGCUAAAUGCUCAAAAUAUUUUCCAAAAUAUAAGUGUUUCCCUUUGAACCAAUGG
Molecule: messenger RNA, 2198 nt
Organism: Polyodon spathula (Mississippi paddlefish)
Lineage: Eukaryota; Metazoa; Chordata; Actinopteri; Acipenseriformes; Polyodontidae
Gene: slc5a5
Product: solute carrier family 5 member 5
Exons: 15
Coding region: 4-1878 (624 amino acids)
Biological process (GO): sodium ion transport; iodide transmembrane transport
Cellular component (GO): membrane
Molecular function (GO): symporter activity
Source: RefSeq, a predicted model, not a curated record